Molecule: messenger RNA, 1929 nt
Organism: Saccostrea echinata
Lineage: Eukaryota; Metazoa; Mollusca; Bivalvia; Ostreida; Ostreidae
Product: RUN domain-containing protein 1-like
Exons: 16
Coding region: 130-1869 (579 amino acids)
Source: RefSeq, a predicted model, not a curated record
UCACGUAAGAAGUCCCGGAUAAACAAAUGGAAAACCAACAGCUGCUGCUGAUAAUAUAGAAAAUGUCACAGUUACCUAACACUGGGAACAAUUGAAGCAUUCUGUGUGCAAACAUAAAUAUUUUGGAGUAUGAUGGAAGAAACGACUCUACCGGCGGAGGAACCCGAGGAAUAUGACUAUGACAGUUUCGAUGAACAGUUAGACGAUCGUCCUACAGAAAGAUGGGCUCCAUUAGGACAAGCCACAAGUCCAGCCCCAUCAAGAAUGGAACUUAACCAUGAAAGUCACAUGGAAGAGUUAGAUCGACUAGAAAAAGAACAGGAGCAGCUGAAUUCUUCCCUUCUUGCCCUCACUACACAUUUUGCUCAGGUUCAGUUCCGACUGAAGCAAAUAGUGAACUCAGAGCCAGACCAAAAAGAGGUUUUAUUAAAGGAAUUAGAAGAAUUUGCUUUUAAAGGGAUUCCAGAUGUAAGGGGAAGUCGAGUACAGGAUGCACAGAUCUUGGAAGAAAGGAGUGACAAAGAACAUGAAGAUAAAAUAAAUGAACAAAGAGAGAAACAGAGAGAAUUAAUUCAGCAGCUGAAAUCACAGCUUGAGGAUCUAGAAAACUAUGCAUAUGAGACAGGAGAUGUUGAAGAACUGCCCACUAAUAAGAUGAUGGAAAAACAGAGGGUUGUUAUUGACGAACUGAAGACCAAACUGGACCUCAAUAUGGAGAAUUUUGACAAACUCAGCACAGAGGACUUGAAAAAUGUAGUGGAUCAUGCUAUAGGACAGAUUGUAAACCCUGCCAAGGUUAAAGAAAAGCUUGUAGGUCAGCUAAGAACUCAGGUGGUGGAUCUAGAGAGGUUUAUUGCUUUCCUGCAAGGAGAAGCUAGCAGCCCAGGACCUCUAGGGAAAGAGAGAUGCACUUGUCCGGUACAUAAGUUUCCGGAUGACAGUUCAGAUACCUCAAAAGACUGCUGUUCAGGAUUACCUCACGGUCAGAAUCGUCGCCUGAAGGAGAAAGCCGAAAGGGAAAAGAAUGUCAAGGACACACAGGCCUUUAUUAAGAAGACAUUAACCAUAUUACAGAUGUUCAUCAUAACACAGUUUGGAUGUGGGACAGGAGAAUUUAAGAAAAACAUGAUGAAAAAGACCACAAAGGGAAAUCACUGGGGGGACCUUAGAGCAAGGUUAGAAUUGGCCAUCAACAAGACAUUAGAACUGUCGCAAAAGCAAGACGAGGAUCCAAAAGAUGACCAGAGUGAAUACGGAAGUGAUUCAGAAGAGAGCCAGGAGCAAAGUAGCCCCGCCCUCACUCAGUGUGUGAGGAAGGAUCUAGCAAUGGCGAUACGGGACCUAAUGCAACACGGACUCAUGGAGGUCGGACAGAGUAAGAGCUUGGUGCCUUUCGGCUGUAUCCCCAACAGAUCAGCUGCCAUCACACACUCUCUUCAUGCCUGGGAUUUACUUCUAAAGUUUUAUGACAUGAAGCACGGCAGACAAUACAAUGAGUCCCCAGCCAGAAAGUUGUCCCAGUCCUUUCACUUGGAGAUGGUUGGAGGGAAGCCCAUUACAGCCAAACAAACCUUACUAGGGGCCAUAGACACGGUCAUCUCUUCACACACCCCACUCAAACGCUCAGAAGAUUCUCAUUUUAAAGCUUUCAUCUCCUUGGCUCUGAAUGAGAAGAAGUUGGUGGUCUGGUUUAAGCUACUUUUUCGCACUCAGACUCUGAUAGACAGCUACUACCAGGACUGGAGCUAUGUGGCCAGAACAGGGUUUGAUGACGCUCUGAAGUCUCUGGACAAGCUGAACAGCAUUCCUUUUAAACUUCCUGUUGACCUUGCAGUACGACCUUUCAGUAAUAUCAAGGAUGCAUUCUGACAUUCUUCGGUAUAAAGACAAUAUUGGUGGACUCAACAGGGGUAUUGACCCUAGGAUUCA